GGAUAUUAUGAUAAUGACCUUACUUGAAGGCGGGAUUACGACUAAAGCCACGUUUUGACACCACGUAUUUUCUUGAGGUCUGUAUGUAUUAUAACAUAUUGCUCCGAAGAUGGUUGUAUAUCAUGAUCGAAACCUAAUCAUCAACUACAUUCCAACAUCAAUUACAGAUGCUGAUUUGACCAACUUGUUCUCAUCUGUCGGUGCCAUUAAAACUUGCCGGAUUAUUCGAGACCGAAAUAGUGGGUCCAGCUUUGGCUUUGGGUUUUGUGAGUAUGAAGAUUCCGACUCUGCUCAUAAGGCUAUCACACGCUUUAAUGGUUACCGAAUCGCCGAUAAGAUUCUGAAAGUUUCACUAGCUAAGCUGCAAGGACGACUUUGUCAAAGCUCAAAUUUAUACGUUAAAAAUUUUCCACCUACACUCACCGAACACGAUUUGACAACAGAAUUCGGACAGUUUGGUCCUAUUGUUCAGUGUCGUAUAUUGCGUGAUCACGAUACGAAUGUUUCUAAGGGGAGUGCCUACGUACUGUUCGAGAAUCCUGCUGAUGCCGAAGCAGCAAAGCGUUCUCUAGAUGCACGCAUCUGGCCUGGAUCUACAGAUAAUCAGAUGUUGUCUAUAAAGUUUGCCACUCCACCUUAUCGACAAUCGGUUAGUUUGACAAAAUCCAGGAACAACUUCAGAAGACCAUUUUUGCAUCAACAAAAUCUGCGAAACGGUCAGUUGUCUGCUCACUUAUCGCAAUCAAAGCCUCCAGUUCCUGAAGUUUAUACACCCUCUUGUCCACAGUUACCUUACAUUCCUAACAAUUUAUGUACAGCAUUGGCCCAGUCUGUCCAGGGGUCACUAUUGCAGUCUCCUGUUAUCCAACCACAACUAAAUCCACAGGGUCUGUUAUGGAGUAAUGAUUAUCCCAAUACUGAGUAUCAGAACCCCUCUUCUGCCUUAAAUGUAACUUCUGGUUACUUGGCCCCUUACUUCUACUCACAACAACCUUAUCCAAAUCUUUGGCUACCUCUUCAACAGAACUAUCUUAACCAAAUCCCUUUGAAUACUUUAUGUACAAAUCAGUUGGAAAGUUAUGGAAAUUCAGUCCAAGGUUGUCCUAUAAUUACCAACGUUCAAAAUACAUUUUAUCCUGCUUCAAGUCAGCAACAAUCUAAUUUACCUACUAAGAUAUCUGAUGUAACUUGUAAGCAAUCAAACGACUUUUCUCAUUUCGGUCGACCGAAAUCCACUAAAAUUGACAAAAACGAAUCUACAUCUGUAUACAUAUAUAAUAUUGGAAACAUGACUGAAGCACAAAUAUUUGUUCUGUUCUCGCAGUUUGGACCAAUCUUAAAUGUUUCUAUACCGAAAGAUUACAAAACAAAUUCCUCCAGAAACUUCGGUUUCGUUACGUAUAGUAAUUUUCAAAGUGCCCAAAACGCUAUAGAUAUAAUGAACGGAUCACUUUUAUCUGGUAGGCGACUACAGGUUUCAUUUCGUCAAAGUAAAGGAAAGUGGACUAAAUAUGGAAGUCUCAGUAACAGUAAUACUUUGGAAAAACCUGUUUCGAAACAGAAAGGGGACAUUCCAGACUCUGGAUGCCACAGUCCGCAGUUGUCAAGUGAGAAAUUAGAUGUUACUAAUAUUUUACCUCCCAACAAUCUCCAAGUUUCAGAGACGAUCGAGGCACUUGGGAAUUUGAAUAUAUCUAAUGGAAGCAAUAUGGCCUCCUCUAAAGUCUAACAAAACUGUAAACUAUACAUCAAAAAGUUAAUUUACUAGACUAUAUGAGCACGAACGUAUUUUUUCUUGUGAAACAUUUACUUCAUUAAUUUCAAUACAUUUUCCGUAUAAAUGAAGCCAUGUACAUAUAUAUACAAUAUUAAUUUUACUGACGAUAAAUGUUUAUUAUUACAA
This is a messenger RNA of Schistosoma curassoni, 1903 nucleotides long. Lineage: Eukaryota; Metazoa; Platyhelminthes; Trematoda; Strigeidida; Schistosomatidae. The record is from the annotation of a GenBank genome assembly.